Molecule: messenger RNA, 375 nt
Organism: Drosophila ficusphila
Lineage: Eukaryota; Metazoa; Arthropoda; Insecta; Diptera; Drosophilidae
Product: chymotrypsin inhibitor SCI-II
Exons: 2
Coding region: 66-305 (79 amino acids)
Molecular function (GO): serine-type endopeptidase inhibitor activity
Source: RefSeq, a predicted model, not a curated record
UCGCUCCACAGUUUAGUUUCGCCAGUCGCGGUCGAGAUCUCAGUAACCCCAAAAAAUCAUUCAGUAUGAAAUACUUUGCCGUUUUCGCCCUGCUCUUCUGCAUUUUGGCCACAGCAAUGGCUCAGCUUAAAAAUCCAAUCUGUGGCGAGGAGUUCGGAAAGUUAGGAAACUGCCGAGCCCAGCUGAGAAAGUGGACUUAUCGCCGGGACACGAACAAGUGCAUCGAGUUCAGCUACUCCGGCUGCCACGGAAAUAACAACCUGUUCGACGACCAAGCCCAGUGCGAGAAGACCUGCAAGGUCUGAAUAUCAGUCACCCACUCGAUAGUCGUUCCAUAAAUAAAGUUAAACCCUCGGUUUUGUUAUCCUAAUGUGA